Messenger RNA from Halteromyces radiatus, 1246 nucleotides. RefSeq lists its product as uncharacterized. Gene Ontology annotation, molecular function: FMN binding; oxidoreductase activity. NCBI's taxonomy places the organism in Eukaryota, Fungi, Mucoromycota, Mucoromycetes, Mucorales, Cunninghamellaceae. The transcript has 2 exons. The coding region runs from base 25 to 1152 and encodes 375 amino acids. The record is from RefSeq and is a predicted model, not a curated record.
UUUUUUUUCUGUCAAAUUUUUAUAAUGCCUUCUGCUACUACAACUGCUUUAUUCACGCCUAUCAAAGUUGGUCAACAUGUUUUGAAACAUCGAGUUGCUUUAGCUCCUUUGACUCGAAUGCGUGCUGAUGACAAUGGCAAUCCUACUGAACAAGUUGUUGAAUAUUAUAAGCAACGUGCUACUCCUGGUGGAUUACUAAUCACUGAAGCGACUGCCAUCUCCCCUUAUGCUGGUGCUUAUCCUCAUACUCCCGGUAUUUAUACUAAUGAACACAUUGCAGCUUGGAAAAAGGUAACGGAUGCUGUUCAUGAAAAGGAAGGUAUUAUUUAUCUUCAACUCUGGCAUCUUGGUCGGGCUUCAUUCUCCUUCCUUUUGCCUGAUAAUCAAACUCCUGUAUCUGCUUCUGAUAUUUCUAUUGAAGGUACCUCGCCUUUGGGUGCUCCCUAUCAAAAACCUCGUCCUUUGGAAGUCGAAGAAAUCAAGUCUAUUACUCAAGAUUUUGCUCAAGCUGCCAAGAAUGCAAUUGCUGCUGGUUUCGAUGGUAUUGAAAUUCAUAGUGCUAAUGGUUAUCUUUUGGAUCAAUUUAUCAAUACAUCAAGCAACAAACGUACUGAUCAAUAUGGUGGAUCUAUUGAAAAUCGUGCCCGAUUUUCUCUAGAAGUAGUGGAUGCUGUGGCAAAAGCGAUCGGUGAUGAUAAGACUGCUGUUCGUUACAGUCCUUGGUCUGGAUUCCAAGAUAUGAAGGAUGAUACUCCUGUUGCUACAUGGAGUUACAUUACUGAACAACUUGAAAAGACUCAUCCUGAUUUGGCCUAUCUCCACUUUACUGAACCUCGUGUUACUCUCUUUGGUGAUGCUCCUAUUGAAGUGAAAGAAGGUGAAAAAGUGGAUACUCUUGAUCCUUUCCGUGCUCUCUGGUCUGGACCUUUUAUCUCUGCUGGCAACUACACUUAUGAUCCAAAGUCUGUUUUCGAACGUGCUGAAACUUCUCCCAAUAACUUGGUGGCUGUAGGUAGAGCUUUCAUCGCCAACCCUGAUUUAGUAGAACGCCUUCGCAACAACUGGAAACUCACUCCUUACAAUCGUGCUACGUUUUAUACCCCUGGACCUGAAGGUUAUACUGAUUACGCUUUUUACAAUCAAGACAAUUAGUUUAAUUUAAUAGAAUUAGAUAUUUAUCUUUUAAUAGUUUAUUUAGAUGCUCUUAGUAUAUGUAUUUUUUUUUCUUUAAUAUCCACUAAUAAAA